AUGGGAGCUAACAGCUCAAAAUAAAAUUUUGAAUUAUUAAACGAAUACAAUUUUCUCAAUAUUGCACAGGAUGAUGGAUAUGGAGAAAUUCAACUAUUUAGUAAUAAAACAAAACGAACCGAUUAAAUGGCACUCAUAAAAUUUUACGAUCAAUCAGAUAUGGAAAAAAGGGCUAACAUUAUUCAAUUGAGGUAUAUAAUGAUGUUAUGUAGAAAAUAAUAAAACAAUCAAUACUUUACAAAAAUAUUGGAUUAUUAGGUGCAAACAACAGAGGAUUUAUGCAGCAAUAUAAAUCUUUUGCAUGUUGGAUUGGAAUAUUUAGAAAAAAGCUUAUAAGAUGAUAUCUUAAAUCGAAGAGCCAAUGAUAGAACUUAUAAUGAGGGAGAACUUUGGUAUUUGGCAUAAACCAUUCUUUCUGGCUUGAAAGAUCUAUAAAUAAAUAAUCUGUAAUACCAUGACUUGCAUCCAAACAAUAUAAGAAUCAAACUAAAUGGUGAAGUUAAGCUAUUAGAAUUAUGUUGUUUAGCUAAUCAAUAAAGUGCCUAUCAAAAAGUCUUUACUCAAUUGAGGGAAGUUGAAUACCUUACUCCUGAGCAAUUGUAUGUAUUGGAAAAUGAACGUUAAAAUGAUAAAUAAGAAUAUUCUAUUGAAAAACAAAAUGUAUUUAUACUAGGUGUUAUUUUCUUGGUAUGCAUAACUAAUAUGGAUGUGAAAAAAUUCUAUAAUAAUUUUACUUUUAAUUCUGAGCUAGCUAAUUAAAAACUGAACAGUACAUUUGAAAAGUACAAUUACUCUGAUCCAAUGAAACACUUAUUAAAAGAUUUAUUAUAACUCAACACAUAUCAUAGACCUUCAUAUCUUGAAAUCUUAGAUAAAAUAUCUCACGUGGAUUCCAAUAGAAUAUCUCCAAAUUUAUAUGCAUUGAAUAUGCAAGAUCAAGCUAUUAAAUCAACAUUGCGUAUUAAGAGUUAGAAUAAUUUCUCAUAAGAGUAAAUUAUAGAAAGCUAGCCUCAAUCUCUUUAUGAGUAACACAACCUUAUUAAUGAUUCCUUUAAUAGAUAGGUCACAUCUAAUUUCUAAGCUAAUUUAGAAUCUGCUCCUGUUGCUGAAGUAAACAAAUAAAACAACUAUGAUUUCGAAAUUACUACUCAAUCAAAAUAUGAGUCCAAUUAUCAAUAGACUCAUAUCACUUCAUAAGGUGGAUUGGAUAAAAUUCGAUAACUAAAAGAAAGAUUCCAAGUUCUAAAAGGAGAGGCUGUUUAAUAAUAAUAAGCUGCCACAGUUCCUACUACAUUUACUCAUCAAGAUGAUACUGAAACCUAUAGAAUUUCAAACUAAAAUAUUCAAAAUCCGUAUCAACCAAACUUUUUAGAUAUGGACCCUGUCAUAUAAAGAGCUCUUCAAAAAAGUAGAGAGGUAAUGUCCAAAUGCAACCCGUAUUAAACUACUGAUCCAUAUGUUCCCAUUCUACCAUAAACAAAUAACUCAUUUUUACCUUAACCUGGAAUGCCAUCCAAUAUUCAACCAAUUUAGACUAUACCUUUAGGAAACUCUUAACUAAAUUAAUAUUUUCAAACUUCGUAAUUAAAUCCUCAAUUCCAAUCGCAAUUUAACUAAUAUAAUCAAAUAAAUUAAGCAUAACCUCCACCCUAAUUAUUGUAAUAAUCACAAUUUUAAAAAUAACCGUCCUUUUCACAAUCAUUUUCUCCAUACAUUUAAUAGAAUGAAUAAAUAUCGCCUUUGAAAUAACCAGCCAUAUCCCAAUAUAUCCAGUAAUAAACCAUACCACCUCCAUCAUUUAACUAAUAAUAAUCCAUGUAUCAACCAUAUGUUAGGAAUGAUAGAUUUUCAUGA
Messenger RNA from Paramecium tetraurelia, 1854 nucleotides. RefSeq lists its product as uncharacterized. Gene Ontology annotation, molecular function: protein kinase activity; ATP binding. The record is from RefSeq and is a predicted model, not a curated record. NCBI's taxonomy places the organism in Eukaryota, Ciliophora, Oligohymenophorea, Peniculida, Parameciidae. The transcript has 4 exons. Gene Ontology annotation, biological process: protein phosphorylation.